Molecule: messenger RNA, 2762 nt
Organism: Hymenoscyphus albidus
Lineage: Eukaryota; Fungi; Ascomycota; Leotiomycetes; Helotiales; Helotiaceae
Source: the annotation of a GenBank genome assembly
GAAGCUAUAGGAAUGAUCUAAAUCACAAUUCUUACAGCGAAUUUAGUGCAGAUACAGAACUUUCUGUGGAACUCUUUUGAUAUUGCCUUUUUGGACUGCACACACGCUAAGAAUUUAAAUACAGUAAGAUACUCGGUACUCGAGUGAUGAUUGUUGUGAUUGUUAGGCUUUCGCCAAGCACCGAGUGAGAGUGAGUGUGGGGAAUUGAAUUGACCGGUCGGUCAGCUAGCCUGAGCUCUUGUCGUCACAAUCGGAUUCUUAUUUUUUUCGACUUUCUGCCAUUUUAUGGCCGCAGACACAAAAAAUAAGAAAGUUGAAGAUACCUCGAGGAAAUAUUACCUGUGCCUGUCUAUUUUCUGCGCCUCAAUCAUAUCAUUUAGUCUAUCCACUUUGUACUCAAUAUGGCGCAACCCUUACCAAAACCCCCCACAUCGCCUAAGACCCCCUUGGAUUCCCUCCAAGCUAUGCUCAAUGGCAUUGUAUGUACACCGGUGUCUCCGUAUGAGAAGAUGGCUAACUUGGUAAAGCUCAUAGAAACCGGAAGGGCAUUGAAAGCCUCGCAUAAGGAUGGCAGGCGAACGCAAGCUCACAACAUUGACCGCCCCCAAGUAACGAUUCCCAAAGCCCUAGAAACAUUCCAUGGUGUUCUGGAUGAUAUAGAAAUGGACAUUGUAAGGCGGGUGAUUGGUGUAGUGUUGGAUUGUGUUGACUGGAUUACAGGUUCGAUCCAAGGCAAUUCUGUUGCGCGACCUUGAAGUCUUGCGCGCAAAACGGAUCGCAAAGGAAACACCAGCUCCAGCACCCGCUCCUGUAGUUCAAAAACUCCCCGAGACCAUCAUUCCACCAAAGUCGGCAGAACCACAACUUCCCAUGGCCCCAGUCGUAGAUAUGGUCAAGAAAAUCCCUCAGCCUGGAAAGAGCCCAGUAGCUAAGCAGGAGGUUAUCCCGAAACCUCCAGAGAAAUCAGCGGCUGGAAUCAAGCCGCCACAGGCCAAAGCAGAGCCACCAACCAAAGAAACCACCAAAAGUCCCGAACAAAUUCCAAAGAAACUUCAGGCUCUAUCUCCUCCACCAUCUUCGAAUGAGAACACACAAAACUCGAAACCAGUCGGCCUUGGGAUAAAUACAGAUGCGAAGCCGGCCCCUGAUGAACCAAGAACUUCCGAGCCACAAAAUUCGGGAGUUGAUUCACUAUUCGAUGAUAUUCCUGAAGCUGGGAAUGGUAAUGUUGAUUUGAAUUUCGAUGACAUGGACUUUUCAUAUGGUGCGAACACCCAGACCACCGACCAACCACAAACACAAAACAGUGAAUUUGAUCUUUCUACAUUUGGGAAUACUUCACAAAAUCUAUCAACCAACAAUUCAAAUUCCGCUACGGCUGGUCAGUCUGGGAACAAUAAUGCGAAUUCUGGCGAAAACAAGCAGUCAGAUGAGAUCCUUGCCAUAGGUGAUCUUGGUGACCUUGGGGACAUAGGAGGUGGCGACAGUAUGGACCUAGACUUGAACUUAGACAUGUUUGGAGCCGAGGAUAGUGUUUUCGACGAUAUGUUUGUCGAUGGAGUAGGCUUGAGUGGUGGUGGUGCUGGUGCAGGAGAAAAUACUUAUGACGAUGCUUUCUUUGGACUUAAUGAUUGAGUGCCGGGGUCAUGAUUUCGGUUGGGCCAAAAUCAUCAGCCUCCUUCUCUAUCACAUUUUUGGAUCGCUAGCUCCCAACGGAGUUUCCUAUUUCAACGAAACGUGUGGCAGUGAUUCACAUCUGCUUAGUUGACAAAGCGCGUCGCUACCACCCAGCACACAACUCGAUUCACAACUUGCAUGUGGCUAUUUAGGGCUACUCCUCUGAGACGAUUUUGUUUUGCUCAUCGUUCUCUUACCCUUGUGCUUUGAACUGAAUAAAACUAAGCAAUUUUUAAGGAACAUUGCGAAUCAGAUCCUCAAAAAGGUCAUGCCUUUUGAAUCACAAUCUUCAAAGAUCCCAUCUGGUAUUUAUAAACCUCCCAUAUUUCUAUCACAGAUCUGAUAAACAAAGAUUCCGAUACCUUAUCUAAUAUGUCAACCGCCUCAAUCGAUCCAUUUUGCUGCCUCGAGGUAAUACCAACAUCUUUCCUGCAUCUGGCAACGCUCCUCCCUUCGUCAACAACGCAAUAUGUUCUUCAAAACCCACCAUCUUCAGCACCUCUGGUCACGUCGUUUUUGUCCAGUGUUUUGACGAGAUCAGUCGAAGCUGCACAGUCCCACAAACCCCUGUUCUUCGUCAUCCUACAAGUGAAAGCACUGCCACCUCACGAGCCAUUGUCACCUAUCAGUAACUCGAAUGAACCGAUUUAUCAAUACUUUGUGCCGACUGAGAAGAAAGGUCAAGAAACAAUCUUGGCCGCGAAAACCUAUGUAAAGGGACGAGGUUGGCGAGAGAUUCUAAAAAAAGAUGCACAAGCUUGUCUGGCAUUUCUCAACAAUGGGGCCACCGUUGGAGAAGGAAGAGUUUGGAAGCAACUGCCAGGAGUAGAGAAGUUUUGGUGUGAACAACAUCAUCGUUUCUACGAGAUGACGUGUUGGUUCCAGGAGUCUCCUUGAUAUUGCUGGUAAGAGGGCAUGUUGGGCAUCGGAUUUGAGAUGAACCAGGAUGGUGAUGAUUUCAGGAUAUCAUCUUGGAUUCAUAUAGCCAUACAUACAUGCAGAGGGGUUUGGACUAGUAGCUCGUGCCUUCCUACAGUAGCAUGUAGAGCUCUUCAAGAGAGACGAUAAUAUGAUACCAUUACUAU